Acipenser ruthenus (sterlet) is the source of this 3930-nucleotide messenger RNA. RefSeq names its product syntaxin-3-like. The record is from RefSeq and is a predicted model, not a curated record. The transcript is spliced from 11 exons. Lineage: Eukaryota; Metazoa; Chordata; Actinopteri; Acipenseriformes; Acipenseridae. The coding region runs from base 586 to 1500 and encodes 304 amino acids. Gene Ontology annotation, biological process: intracellular protein transport; synaptic vesicle fusion to presynaptic active zone membrane; exocytic insertion of neurotransmitter receptor to postsynaptic membrane. Gene Ontology annotation, molecular function: SNAP receptor activity; SNARE binding. Gene Ontology annotation, cellular component: postsynapse; endomembrane system; SNARE complex.
GUGGUAGAAGAUUUUUGCAUAUUACCUCAGCUCCGUAUACGUAGCAUUGCUGCUGGGAAGGAGGGAGAGAGACAGAGAGAAAGAAAGAGAGAAAUUAAUAGAUAGACAGACAGACAGAAAAGCGAGUCUGUCGGCUCUGUGUUCCGGGUGUGUAGGCUAAGCGACCGCGGAGAUUUAGUGAUUAUGUGAAGCUUGAAAUAAUCCUCUUUACUCAGAUAAAAUCACUCUGUGGCAGAGAGGAGGAGGAGGAGGAGGAGGAGGGGCGGUGAAAGAGAGAGAGAGAGAGAGAGAGAGAAAAACCGCAACCUGCCUCGGAAUCCACUGACAGUUCCGAAAUAAAAACCAAAAAUAUAUAGAUUUAUACAGAGAGAGAGAGAGAGAGAGAGAGAGAGAGAGAAAGAGAGAGAGAGAGAGAAAAAGAGGAAUAGACGGUUUUGUUCCUCGAGCGCAAAAGAAACGCUCGACAGACGCCAAAUAAAGAAGAAAGGAGUGGAUUUAUCUUAUUUUUUGUAAAAGUGUAUUUCUUAACUUUUUAAAAUUUGUUUAUUUAAAUUUGUUUUGACGACAAAGACACUUUUUUUCAACAUGAAAGACAGACUGGACCAGCUGAAAGCGACCUGCGACACGGAUGACGUGGAGGAUGUUGAAAUAUCUGUCGAUAACGCGGCCUUUAUGGAUGAAUUCUUCGUACAGAUCGAGGAGAUCCGUACCAACAUUGAUAAGAUUGAUGAGAAUGUGUCGGAGGUGAAGAAGCUCUACAGCCUCAUCCUGUCGGCCCCGACCUCCGAGCAGAAAACCAAAGAUGACUUGGAGAGGCUGACGGUGGACAUCAAGAAGCUGGCGAACAGCUCUCGAAACAAACUGAAGAGUAUUGAGAAGAACAUUGAAGAGGAUGCAGAACGCUUGUCAGCCGAUCUGAGGAUAAGGAAGUCCCAGCAUUCGGUCCUCUCCAGGAGGUUUGUGGAGGUCAUGACCAAAUACAACGAAACUCAAGUGGAUUUCAGAGAGCGAAGCAAAGGGAGAAUUCAGAGACAACUGGAAAUCACUGGUAAAAGCACCACGGAUGAGGAAUUGGAGGAGAUGUUGGAAAGUGGGAGUUCAGCCAUAUUCACAGCGGGGAUCAUUGAGUCCAACAUCUCGAAGCAGGCUCUGAGUGAGAUCGAGUCGAGACACAAGGACAUCGUGCGGCUGGAGAGCAGCAUCAAGGAGCUGCAUGACAUGUUCGUGGACAUCGCCAUGCUGGUGGAGAACCAGGGUGACAUGGUGAAUAACAUCGCGGUGAACGUGUUGAAGUCCGUGGAUCACGUGGAGACGGCCAAGGCCGAGACCAAGAAAGCCGUGAAAUACCAGAGCCGUGCGCGCAAGAAAGCUCUCAUCCUGGCUCUCGUCCUGCUGCUCUCACUCUGUGUUCUCGCUUUGAUAAUCGGCCUGGCCGUGGGGCUCACAGCCACACAGAGAGGGAGCCAGCCUGCCUCACCCACUGCCCCCAGCUCAAACUGAUCAUAAUCAUAGUGGUCCUGGUGGUCCUUGCUCUGGUCAUUUUGGCCAUCAUCCUUGGCACAACCCUGUAGUGACCUCCUGCUUCCCUCUUCCCGAGUCCUCCAAUGAGAAGCUCCCAGGGGCGGGACUUCCUGUUGCCUUACCUCCCCCUGCCCUCCUCUCCCUGGCGGUCGUCUUCCCAGGAAUAAAAACCUCACUUCCUGCCACGCCCCCCUGCUGACCUCCACUGCCAGUCCCGGAUUCAGCCAAUGGAAGAAGCACACUCUAAACCCCUGCCUCUCGCCAAACCUCAUUUCCUGUUCCUCUGCAGCCAAUAGGAGACCACAAAAAUGCUCUACCUGCAGCAGUGGAUCGCGCAUCAUUUCCUGUGGAUCUCUUUUUAUAUUUAGCUCCCCCCCCCCCCGCCACUGCCCACCAAAACGACCUCACUUCCUUUGUGCCUUGUGGAUUCAACCAAUCUGAGAACCAGUUUAAAAAAAUAAAUAAAUAAAAUUGCUUCCUGUAUCGGAAUCCUCCCCACUUCCUGCUUCCCCCUGGAUCUGAACCAAUGAGAAGGCUGAGAUCCCUGUGAGUCCCCGCCUUCCCUUUUCCUGCCUUGCUUUUUAAGCCAAUCACAAGUUGCCAUUUCUGAACACUCCGCAGUCACGUGACUUUCACAAGCCAAAUAUUGACCACUGACCCUUUUUUAUUACUGAGUUCAUUAAGAGCUUCUUCUAACUGUCCAAGUGCCUUGUGAAAAAAAACACAUUGAGUUUUGAAGUUUUCAGUCUGUGUUCAUGAUUAAGUUCGCCCUUAAUCUCUGUGAGAAUGUAGUAAACUAACACAGACCCCAAGAAGAAGGGAUUAUAUUGUAGCGUCAAACUGAACAGGAUUGUGGGGCUCUGUCUGUCUGUCUGUCUGUCUGUCUGUCUGCAGCUUUAAUGAAACUAAACUAUUUUCAGAAUGUAGUAAACUAACACAGACCCCAAGAAGAAGGGAUUAUAUUGUAGCGUCAAACUGAACAGGAUUGUGGGGCUCUGUCUGUCUGUCUGUCUGCAGCUUUAAUGAAACUAAACUAUUUUCAGAAUGUAGUAAACUAACACAGACCCCAAGAAGAAGGGAUUAUAUUGUAGCGUCAAACUGAACAGGAUUGUGGGGCUCUGUCUGUCUGUCUGUCUGUCUGUCUGUCUGUCUGCAGCUUUAAUGAAACUAAACUAUUUUCAGAAUGUAGUAAACUAACACAGACCCCAAGAAGAAGGGAUUAUAUUGUAGCGUCAAACUGAACAGGAUUGUGGGGCUCUGUCUGUCUGUCUGUCUGUCUGUCUGUCUGUCUGCAGCUUUAAUGAAACUAAACUAUUUUCAGAAUGUAGUAAACUAACACAGACCCCAAGAAGAAGGGAUUAUAUUGUAGCCAGGACUUGGGUCAGGUCAUUGUAAUACACGAUCGACGGGGAGAGCGGUCGACAGUUGCCAAAAGAAUCCAAUCGCUGUGUCUCCCGAGCGUCACAUGAUUACUUGACCUGUGCCAUGGUGUGUUUUUUUAAUUUUUUUAUAUGAACACUUAUUUUUUCUUGAUAAUUUGACACAAGCACAGAGGAAUAGAAAUAUACAGCUUUUACACAGGCAUGAAUUACAGAGCUAUGACGGGGUCCUUCCUUUGAGCUUAGCAAUACACACAGUUACAAAGUCGUUUUCAUCUCUUUAUUCUUCUCCUCCUCCUCUCCUCCAGUCCUCUCCCUACUCCUCCCUCUCCCCCUCCUCCUCCUCUUGUCCUUCUCUCCUCCUCUCCUCCUCCUCCUCCUCUCCUUGUGUGUUUUUUUGCUUCAGUCGUUCUGAGCGUUUCUGGCUUCUGUCGCUCCUCCAGUAAAUCGAGUUCAUCUGAGACUCUAGCUGUCAGACAGACUCCCGCGUUCCUCUCAAAUGACCUGACCUCGUGACCUUUCAACUCCGUUUUCUCAGGGUCUUAAGAUUUUUGCCUGUUUUUUUUUUUUUUUAAAUCUGUUCAGUUUCUUUUCGGUAUUUGUGGGUCACGAUUUUAAAUUCGUGAGUGGAGAAGCAACGGAGCGUCUGGGAAUCGAUCAGAGCGAAGGGAGAGAGGCGGAGAGAGAGAAAAAGAGAGAUAAAAUUGCCUUACGAAAUUAUUUAGUUUAAAUAUAAUGUCAAAAAUUAAAUAUAAUGUCAAAAAUAAUGUCAAUACCUGAUGUAAUGCCCCUCCUCUGCACUAGGGGGCAGUCUACAUAAAUAAAUAAUUUCAAUGUGUUUUGGAAUGAUGUAAAACAUGUUGGUGCUUUUAAUAUUUGUGGAGAUGGUUGAGAUUUAAAACAAAAUAUAUAUAUAUAUAUAUGAAACUUGAUCUCAAAUGAAUCUUUUGACGGCGUCUCAUCUAUUUUAUAUAUUGUAUUUGUGUUUAAAUUAUUUCGGAUUAAAAGCUUGAUCAAGUACUUUAAUAUU